Messenger RNA from Tachyglossus aculeatus (Australian echidna), 4468 nucleotides. It is a transcript of the gene RBM28, whose product is annotated as RNA binding motif protein 28. Gene Ontology annotation, molecular function: RNA binding. The coding region runs from base 118 to 2394 and encodes 758 amino acids. The transcript has 19 exons. The record is from RefSeq and is a predicted model, not a curated record. NCBI's taxonomy places the organism in Eukaryota, Metazoa, Chordata, Mammalia, Monotremata, Tachyglossidae.
GGCAUCGUCCUCCCAGACGCCUCUGCGCGCCGGGCCCCUUGGCAUCGUCCUCCCAGACGCCUUUGCGCGCCGUGCCCCUUGGCAUUUUCCUCCCAGACGCCUUUGCGCGGCGGGCCCAUGGCCGGGCUGACCCUGUUCGUGGGCCGCCUGCCCGCCAAGGCCCGCGGCCCGCAGCUGGAGCAGCUGUUCAGCCAGGUGGGCCCGGUCAAGCAGUGCUUCGUCGUGACCCACAAAGGUAGCAAGACAUGUCGAGGCUUUGGCUACGUCACCUUCUCCAUGCUGGAAGAUGCCCAGCGGGCCCUCAAGGAAGUCACAACCUUCGAAGGCUGCAAGAUCAACGUGACUGUGGCCAAGAGGAAACAAAGAGACAAAAGAAAGAAAGAGAAGGGGGAUUGUGCAGCAUCCCGACAGGAAGAGACAAAACCAGAGCUUAAGCCCAAAAAGGUGAAAGUGGCCGACAAGAAAGCCAGACUCAUCAUCCGGAACCUGAGUUUUAAGUGCUCAGAGGAUGACCUGAAGGCCUCAUUUGCGCAGUUCGGAGCUGUCUUGGAGGUGAACAUCCCCAAGAAACCAGAUGGGAAGAUGCGGGGAUUUGCUUUUGUUCAGUUCAAGAAUCUUUUGGAAGCAGGGAAGGCUCUGAAAGGCAUGAACAUGAAAGAGAUCAAAGGGCGGACAGUGGCUGUGGACUGGGCAGUGGCCAAGGAUAAAUACAGCGCAACCCAGGCCGCUCCUGCUUCAGGACAGGGGAGCGAGAACCCCCCACUUCCCAAACAGGAGGAAGCAGCUGAAGAGGUUGGCAUUCACGAGGACCAUGAAGGGGAGGAGGAGGAAGAUGAUGAAGAUGAGGAAGAGGACACAGAAUCCCAAACAACCAAGCCAAGCGGAUCCCAGAGGAGGCCUGUGAAGAGAGCAGCAGCUGUCAGUGCAGACAGCAGUGAUGAAGAGGAGUCCGAGGAGGAGGGUGACUCAGAAGAGGAAGAUGAUAGUGAGGAUGGAGACCUGGAACAGGAAGGAACAGACUCGGAUGGAGAAGAUGAAGAUGCAGAUGCUCCCAAGAAGAAGAAGCGGAAGCUACCGUCGGACGUGAACGAGGGGAAAACUGUUUUCAUCAGGAACCUGUCCUUUGACUCAGAGGAGGAAGAUCUCGGGGAGCUGCUGCAGCAGUUUGGGGAACUGAAGUACGUCCGUGUGGUUUUGCACCACGAUACCGAGCACUCUAAAGGCUGUGCUUUUGCCCAGUUCUUUACUCAAGAAGCCACCCAGAAAUGCCUGGAAGCUGCCAGGGAGGAUGCGAAGGAUGGAGGGCUGAAACUGGAUGGCCGGAAGCUCAAGGUGGACCUGGCGGUGAGCCGGGACGAAGCUGAAAAACUGCGCAGCAAGAAGGUGAAGAAACCGACAGGAACCCGGAACCUCUACCUGGCCAGAGAAGGCUUGAUCCGCGCUGGGACAAAAGCUGCUGAGGGCCUGAGCGCCACUGAUCUCGCCAAGAGAACGCGGUUUGAGGAGCUGAAGUACCAGAAGCUAAAGGACCAGAACAUCUUUGUCUCCAAGACCAGGCUCUGCCUCCACAAUCUCCCGAAGGCGGUGGAUGACCAACAGCUCCGGAAGCUGCUGCUCAGGGCGGCUGGUGGGGGCCGGGCUGUGCACAUCAAGGAGUGUCGGGUGAUGAGGGACCUGAAGGGCGCCGCAGGGAAUCACAAGGGUCAGUCUCUGGGUUACGCCUUUGUGGAGUUCCAGGAGCAUGAGCACGCACUGGCAGCCCUGCGCUACACCAACAACAACCCAGAUAUCUUUGGGCCCCAGAAGAGACCGAUAGUGGAGUUCUCCCUCGAAGACAGCCGGAAACUGAAGGUGAAGGAGAUGCGGGCAGCACGCAACCUGCAAAAAAAGAAAUCCAAACCAGCAGCAGAUGCAUUCCGGAAGGAGCAGCGGAAUCCCGGGAAAGGCAAAUGGCAGAAGGCCGCUGGGAGACACACCAAAGGGCCCAAUAUUCCGUCCCCCAACACUCCCUCGCCAGCGCCCAAAGGGGCGGCGCAGUCCACUUCCUGGGCAGGUUUUCAGACGAAGCCGGAGGUGGAGCAAGUGGAACUGCCAGACGGGAAGAAGCGGAGAAAAGUUCUGAUGCGCCCCUCACACCGAGGGCCAAAAAUCAGGUUACGGGACAAGGGCAAGAUGAAGCCUCUUCCUCCCGCAAAACCCCAGAAGAACCAGCGGCAGCAGGAAAAACAGAGAGCAAAGAAACAGAGAGCAUUGCCCUCCCAGGUGCCUAGGAGAAAGGCCAAGGGUAACCAAUCAGAAGCCCGUUUCAACCAGCUGGUGGAGCAGUACAAGCGAAAAAUAUUAGGGAACCCAAAGGCGGCCCUGGGAAAGAAGAGCAAAUGGUUCGACAGCUAACUGACUCCCCAAGGCCGGAAUGGAGAGGACUGUGCCCACCCACUUUCAGGCUCUGUGCCCCGGUGCUCGGUGUAGAGACCUUUUGCAUCUUUCCCGUUGGGAAGAAAAAUGACUGACUGACGGGACCAUGUCGAAAGGGCCCCUUUGCCAAGCCUCCCCUCACCUGCCACGUUACCUUGAACUGGGCAGUCCUGAACUUCAGCCCCGCUCUCUUGGUCUGGUUGGGCAGCCCCAGAGCAAAAGUCCGGAGGACUCCGAUGCUUCAUGUAUUAAUUAUCCCCAGGGCUGUGGGGCUUUGUCAAUUGAGUCCGGCUUUAGUCUUGUCUCGUGAGCGGAAACCACUGUAAAAACUGUGCUUGGAGGCUGCUUUUUCAGAGGUGCACUUUGAUAAACAUCCUGCUUCAAGAAAGUCACCCUUGGCUUCUAUUUUAAAGAACCACAGUAUCUCACACGCUCAACUCACCUUACUGUUGUAGCAUAUAUUAUUUAAAGCACCAGCCAUGACGUUACUGUUCAGUACCUACCCAUUUCCACCUCCCAGGUUUGUAGGCUGAGGUGGUUUUGGUAUUCUUGGCUCUCGUUUGCUCUAUCCUGGUGGUUGGUUCUAAUAACCACAUGAAUUUCCUUAACACUGACAGUGCAGGCGAUUAGGGUAGGCACUGCCCAUCCCAGCCAGUUGGCCUUCAUCUUUAGUUGGCCUUUAUGGACCACAACAGGAUUCUACAGUCAGUGCUGUCCCUACUCAGAGGAGUUAAGUCCUGCCCUCCCCAGGCUGAAAAAAACUGAGCAGAAAAGCCAGGUGAGUGGAAACAGAUAUUUUGAUUUAUGCACAAUAAAUACAAUACUGGCCUCUUAAAAAUGUGCCACACCCUCACCUAAAGAAAUAACACCGAGCCACCCCAUUAUUUUGCAAGUCUAAACCACGUGACUUUUCCCUUGCUCUUUACCUUAAGCCUUCAGAUUUAGCAGACUUCCCAGGCAUAAUCUGGCUGUGGGUGGAGUUUGCCCUUCAUCGUAGCCGGACCCUAGAUCCACGGCCCUAAAAAGUUUUUCUUUCCUUGAUAUGGGUAGGCCUGGUUACCCCUUCUUCCCUGGAUUUUUUUGGCUUUUGGAGAUCUGAGGGGCAGUCCCUCUCUGAGGGCCAAGUUCCAAUACCUGAUUCUUAGACUGUAAACUCCUUACAGGCAGGGAUUGUGCCUAUCAACUCUCUUGUAUUGUGCUCUCUCAAGCGCUAGUACAGUGCUCUGCACACAGUAAGUGCUCAAUAAAUACCAUCGAUUGAUUGAUUUCCCUUUAAUACGUCUUCUUUGACACCUUUUCUUAUGGUGUCUCCCAGUAAUCCAUCACGGACCUUUCAUCUGUGAAUUUAUAGAAACCCUCUUUGAACUUGGUAAUAUUUUUACCCGCAAAAUUUCCUGUGGUAAUGAAUUCCAAACAGAAAUGUCAGCUGAAUUCUGAUAUUCUAAUAAUUGUGUGCAUCUCCUAUCACUAAAAGAUGCACGUUUCCUUUCACCCUUCUUAUGCUAAUCGACUCAUUCUCCCAAAUAAGUGCUUCUCAUCUGUAUUAUGCACAUCUCAUUACACCCUGAAUGAAUUUGCAUAUCCAGUGUCUUUGCAUCCUGAAACUAUGAGCAUUUCAUUACAGUGCCAGCAAGACAAUGUACUGAAACUAUUAAUAUGCCCGUCUCACAGUAUAUUAUAUUCCUCUUAAUUAUGCCUUAAUAAAUGUGCCCAUUGCAUUGUGACUGAAAGCCUUGAAACUCCUAUUGCACCCUAUUUUAUACAUUUUAUUAUAUCCCAGGAUUACACUGCUAAUGACUGGAUACAUUUUCAUUGAGAGUGUAAUGAAGAGCCCAGGUCUGAGAUGUAGGGAAAUGUGCAUAUUUUUCAGGGUGAUUUGAGAUACAUGUAAUUAGGACAUAAGUAGGUGAUAAUUUGAAUGUAAUGCACCUGCUUGUUUAGAUACUGAUAGGCACUUGCAGUAAUUAUGGGUAGAUAAAUUAUUUUAUGUAUAUAAUAUAUUGAGACAGCUCUGCCACUUGUCUGCUGUGUGACCUUGGGCAAGUCACUUCAA